Molecule: messenger RNA, 1728 nt
Organism: Lodderomyces elongisporus
Lineage: Eukaryota; Fungi; Ascomycota; Pichiomycetes; Serinales; Debaryomycetaceae
Gene: NUR1
Exons: 1
Coding region: 1-1728 (575 amino acids)
Biological process (GO): regulation of exit from mitosis; maintenance of rDNA
Source: RefSeq, a predicted model, not a curated record
AUGGCACCAAAGAGGCUUGUUAGGAGACAAUCCUUAAUAUCCAAGGUGAAAUCUUUUCCGUUUGAUACUUAUCUAUAUUUGAACGAAAUACGGUUGUCAAUUGAUUGGGAUGAUCAUGCGCCAACAAUUGCAUUGCCUUUUGGUAUAUUCACAUCCAUUUUAUCACUCAUAAUUCAAACCAUUCUUUGCUAUUAUGCAUCUAUUAGUAGCAGAUCAAAGAAUGUUCUUUUUAAUUCUGAUUAUUACCAGUACGAAAACAUCAAAAAAUUGCUUCUAUCAGGAGCAACAGAAUCACCAGAAGCAACAAGAGCAGAGGAGAUAUCAAUUGAUAUACAAAAAAACACUUUUGCCAAUAAUAAAACCAAUGCACUUAUCUGGGCAUUAAACAUAUUACAAUACUUAAUUAUUGGAAUAUCGAUUGUGAAUGCUAUAUAUAUUCUAAGAAGCAAAAAAAAAUAUCAAUUGCUUUAUCAUAGAGACAAGCCACACUACAAGUCAGCCACUCAUCCAGCUAGCAAUGAAUCUUUUAUCUAUAUGGUCAUUUACUUUAUACUGAGUAUAUUUUCAAGCAACAAGGAAGGAGAAGAGGACGACGAGGAUACCGGCCUAAACAGCGAGAAUGACUGUACAUCCCAACUAAAUGACAAAGAGUACUGGGAACUUCAUGUUUGGAAUCCGUCCAAGUUUUGUUUAUACAUCUACGUUGGUUUGAAUCCAAUAAACGCUUUUUUGGUGUACACUUUAACAUCAAAGGGUUCCACAUUAAAUGCUAUUACAUCAUUGGCGCUUAUUUCAGUUUUUAACUACUUAUUUAUCAGCAAGUUCCUAAACCUCGUACAGGAUAAACAGAUUGUCUACCAAGAGAUGUUCCUGGAAUAUAACAACAAGUUUGUGAAACCCAAGGUAAACAUUUUGAAAAAAGAUGCUUCGAUUGAUGCUACUAUGGGACCAAUGCGUUCUAAUGUACAGGUUAACAAAAAGCCGUUUUCCUUUGUCAAACUGCGUGUAUUUACAACUCAUGACCCGAAAGGGAAGGUUGUUACUGAAUAUACAAAUAUGAACCAAGAAGAACCAGAUGGUCAAUAUAGGGCAAGUUCCUCUCCUUAUACGGUUAAGAAGUCCGUAUCACGUCCAUCAGUUUAUUUACCGAAUUCCCGACCAACUUAUGUGCCUUCAAGCCGUUCCCAGAGCCGGCGACUGAGCGUGUAUAGUCAACAAUAUUCAAUGGCUUUGCCGUUAUCGUUCCCUCACGAUCUUCAAUAUAAUUCUUCUACCCCCUACAGAUCACUAAACAAUUACCGAAAUACUUAUAAUGAUUACCAACCUGUCCCAGGAUAUGGUUAUGACCAGCAGUAUGACCAGCAGUAUGACCAACAAUAUGACUUGCAUAAUUCACUACCACAUCCCCACCUUGAAAUGCCAGCAGAUGCUGAGCUACAUAGUCGAUCACCAAGCCCUACUCAUUCCAAUAGAUCCCGAUUCUAUGCACGCCAAAGUCCACAAAGAUUUACACCUGUACGACCAGACUUGAGCCAUGGUGGUCGACGAAGCAGCAUAGAUCAAUAUGACCAUGCUAACACUGUCGUUCAUCAUAACCUCAACCAUACAACGUCUCAACAAAGGUCGCCGUCACCACAUAAGAAUACAAUCUUUUACAGAAGUCCAUCUCCUAGUAAACCGUCUAACAAUAUGAAUGAUGGACACAAUAGUUACCCCGAGUGGAGAUGA